AAAUUUGCAUCAGCAGUCAACUCGAAUUCGUAAAAAAUCGCGAAUGUUAAAACGGCAGGAUAGAGUUUGCUUAUUCCUCCUCUUGCCUACGUCAUAAGAUGGCGGACACAACGACAGAAAGUUCACGAUAAUUUUGGCGGAUUUUGUUACCAGCUUUCAUUCAGUGAGGAUCUUCCACUGCAGUGUCAUCAAUGUCUACAUCUGAAGUGAAGUCUGCGAGCACUGCUGAGGCGAUGGAGGUGGACGAGCCGGCGGCGGGCCCGAGCGGCGCCUCAGCGGCCAUGCCCGACCUGGACCGCGUCGUACUGGACGUGUCGGACAGUGAGGACGAACGUGACGAGUUCGGGCUGGUGGAGACGGCGCUGAGCCAGGCGUUACGGCCCGUGCUGCGCCGCUGUGACGACGUGCUGGAGGACCCGGACAGUGUGCAGGUGUCGGCCAUCACCUCGGAGCAGCGCCGCGCGCUCGGCAGGGUGGACGGCGACGGCACGGGUCCGCGGGCGGAGAUCGUCACCGACUUUGUCAAACUGGAGGUGGAGGAACACGAGCUGGAGGAGGAGCCGGCCGACGGCGACCCGGCCUGGACCAUCUCGGAGACGUUCAGCACGCCGCGCGCCGAGGACCACACCGGCUACGGCCGGCCCUACAAGACCACCUCGGUGGACCGGCGCGCGCGCGGCCGCGGUGUGCGCGUGGCCACCACUCCGGGCGUGGCGCCCAGCCGCGGCCGCGGCUCGCCGGUGGGCCGCGGACGGGCGCCGGCCACCCCGGGCCGAGGCCGGGCGCGCGGCAGGGGACGCGGCGGCCGCGGGCGGGGCCGCGGUCGUGGGCAGAUCCAGAUCCAGCCCUCGCCCGGGGUGGUUCAUCUGCAGGCGGGCCGGCCGGUCAAUAAGCUGAACGGCCCGAUCGAGGUGCUGCUGCUGCCCGAGCGCGAGCUGCGAGUGGCCGUGGUGCGUGACCGGCUGGUGCUCCAGUGGAUCGACGAAAACGUCACCGAGACUGUGCCGUCCUACAACGUACUCACCUUCAUGGAGCUGGUGAAAAUCAAGGAGGCACUCACCAAAAUGGUGGAGAAAUGCAACAGAGAUGGUCCUGACGAGCACGUGCCGCGCCUGCGCACCGCUCGGCGCACCGCCAUCUCGUGGGUGGAGACUCGGCUGAGGGCCGAGGCGCAGGGAGACAUCGUGCCGAGCACCCACGGCAAACAGGGCAAGUCCAAGUACGACGCGCUGCCGGGCCCACCGACGCCGGUGACGCCGUCCUCGAAGGUGGGCGGCUCGUCGGCGCUGGGAGACACUCCGCGCGGCCGCGGCCGACCGCUGCUGCCCAAAGCGGCCUCCGUCGGUCCGCCGGUCCUGCGCGCUGCGCUGACCGGCUCGCGCCAGGCCACGCUGCCCGGCCAGACACCAGCGCCGGUGGAUGACUCGGAUGACCCCGACUACGACCCGACCCUCAGCGACGGCUCCGUGCCCAUGAAGCCGCGCAAACCGCAGACUCCGCGGGCGCAGACGCAGCCGGCCAACCUGCCCACCAACCCGUUCGGCUCGGCCCGGCUGGUCAACAUCAACACCCAGGUGAAGAACCCCAAGUCCAGCCGCGACAUCGUCAUCCUGCAGGCCAAGCUGCGCGACCUGCAGAACGUGGGUGCCGAGCUGCGCCGUGCCGUCGACUACUUCAGCGUCGAGGCCCAGAAGGACAAGGGCAAGAUCAACCGUCUGAAGAACGAGGGCGUCGUGCUGGAGAAGAAGCUGAAGGAACUGGAGGCCAGUAUCCUGGGCAACUCGCCCAGCGUCCUCAUCAGCCUGCUGGACAAGGAUAAGCGGAAGGCGCUGACGGCCAGCGACGAGGCCGUCCUCGAGUGUGGCGAGCUGCUCAGCGAGGUCGGCUCCAGCAACUACGCCUUCGUGGUGGGACAGGGCCUGCCGCUGCUCUCCGCCAAGGAGCUCGAGGAAAAGACGCGCGGCGCGACGAUGGACUGGAGUCUGGACCAGGCGGAGCUGGUGGCCGCCGCGGCGCCCGUCACGCCGGUCGCCGGCCGCGGCCGGGGCAGGAAGAGGAAGCGGGCCGCCGUGGACCCGGGCGCGGCUGUGGACGCCGCCGUGGAGGCAGUGGUGUCGGGUGCUGGAGGCGGCGGCGGCGGCGGCGGCGGCGGUGGCGGUAUCGGCGCGGAGCGCAGCACACCACAGGCCACUGUGGGAACGGUGGACGGCUCGGAGCACAUCAGCCUGCCGCAGGAGGUGCUGGAGCAGGUGAUGAACGGCAAGGGAUACCUGGUGGACGAGAACGGCGAGCGGCUCGAGAUCAGGGUGCUCGGCGACCAGGUGCAGGCGCAGUAGCGCCGCCGGCGGAGCGGAACAGUACCUAAACAGCGGCGGCUGGACGCGGGGAGCAACGGCGUGCGCGAGAGCGUGGGGAUAUCGGCGUCAGUCAGUCGAUGUGAGUCCGUGCGAGCGCCGCCGUCCGACCGCAGCGCGCCGCCGGACAGUCCCCGUACUCCGCCGGCAGCGGCCCGGGGUACGGAGUGAUGGCCAUUGCCGGCGCGGUCCCCGGCCCCAGUCAGCCGGCGGGCAGGGACGGCGCGCGCCCCCAGUGCUCCGCGAGGCACACCGCGCACAGACGGAGGGCCGGCGCCGUCCAGUGGCCAACCGAGACGGCGCCGACGUCACCCCUCAUACCCACAGUUCAUCGGCCAUGCAGCAUGUCAUCACUCAUACCGGCGGUGUACAUACAAGUAUUCAUUCGUUAUCGGAA
Molecule: messenger RNA, 2751 nt
Organism: Amphibalanus amphitrite
Lineage: Eukaryota; Metazoa; Arthropoda; Thecostraca; Balanomorpha; Balanidae
Exons: 12
Coding region: 192-2336 (714 amino acids)
Source: RefSeq, a predicted model, not a curated record